This is a messenger RNA of Ilex paraguariensis (yerba mate), 2067 nucleotides long. The record is from the annotation of a GenBank genome assembly. Lineage: Eukaryota; Viridiplantae; Streptophyta; Magnoliopsida; Aquifoliales; Aquifoliaceae.
AUGGAUAUUUCUGAUAUGCUAUUGACGAGAUUGCAUGAAGAAAAUGAGAAAUUGUUUGAUAGAUUGACGGAAAAAGCAACCUUAGUUGGAUCACCGCAGGUGUCAAGUCCCUCACCCAAAGGACCACCUAAUGUGCAGGUUCAGGACCUGGGAAGGAGAGAUAAUAAUAAAGGACGUUCUAUGGAUGUUGUCCCAUUGCCUCUGGUCAUGGAUAAGAAUGAGGGCACUGGUGCUUUGGUUAAAUCAGGUACUGAGAAGGUCAAGACAACCCCAGCUGGAGAAUAUCUUACUUCCGCUCUGAAUGACUUUGAUCCUGAACAACAUGAAAGUCUCGCUGCCAUUUCAGAUGGAGCGAACAAGCUUUUGAUGCUGGUUUUGGCUGCAGUAAUUAAAGCAGGUGCUUCUAGAGAGCACGAAAUACUUGCAGAAAUAAGAGAUGCUGUUUUUUCCUUUAUUCGUAAAAUGGAACCAAAGAGGGUAAUGGAUACGAUGCUUGUUUCCCGUGUUAGGAUUUUAUAUAUAAGAUCUUUACUUGCUAGGUCUCCAGAGCUGCAAUCCAUCAAGGUUUCUCCUGUUGAGCGCUUCCUGGAGAAGGCUAAUACUGGGCGUAGUAGAAGUUCCAGCCGCGGUAGCAGCCCUGGAAGAUCUCCUGUGCGCUAUGAUUCGAACACGAGAAAUUCUCUGGUUGACGAGCACAUUCAGGGCUUUAAAGUUAAUUUAAAGCCUGAAAAGAAAUCUAAGUUGUCAUCAGUUGUUUUGAAGAUACGGGGAAUUGAUCAGGAAACAUGGAGACAGCAUGUAACUGGUGGUAAGCUCAGGGAAAUUACUGAGGAAGCCAAAUAUUUUUCAGUUGGAAAUAAGGCUCUUGCUUCUCUGUUUGUUCAUACCCCAGCUGGCGAGCUUCAGCGUCAGAUCAGAACUUGGCUUGCGGAGAACUUUGAAUUUCUAUCGGUCACUGAUGAUUCUAUCGGGGGAGCAACUGGUCAGCUAGAGCUUCUUUCUACUGCAAUUAUGGAUGGUUGGAUGGCUGGACUUGGUGCUGCCCAGCCUCCCAAUACUGAUGCCCUUGGCCAACUUUUAUCGGAAUAUGCAAAGAGAGUUUUUACUUCUCAACUGCAGCAUUUAAAGGAUAUUGCUGGUACCUUGGCAACCGAAGUGGCAGAAGACUUGGCACAGGUAGCAAAACUGCGUUCAGCUCUGGAGUCUGUUGAUCACAAGAGAAGGAAGGUUGCCAGUGGCAUUGGCUUGUUAAAUGUGUUGAGGAAUAACUGGUUAUGCCAAUCUGCUAUUGGGUACAGGCAUGGAGGUUUGAUUUUGCAACAAAUGAGAAGUGAUGCAGCAUUAUUAACGUUAGAGGAUGGUAGUUCACCAAUUAGAAAUCCUUCUACUGCGACGGAGGAUGCACGGCUAGCAUCAUUAAUUUCCCUUGAUGCCAUACUGAAGCAAGUCAAGGAUUUAAUGAGACAAGCAUCUGUUAACACACUGAGCAAGAGUACGAAGAAAGUAAUGCUUGCAUCUCUAGAUGAACUUGCUGAACGGAUGCCUUCCUUGCUUGACAUUGAUCAUCCAUGUGCCCAGAAGCACAUUGCAGAAGCUCGUUGUACUGUAGAGUCAAUUCCUGAAGAGCAUGACCGGCUUCAAGAGACGUCGCAUGCUUCCAAACUGUCAACACAUUUGGGGUCUGCACCUGAAACGGAUGUGGCCCAAUGGAAUGUCCUCCAGUUCAACACCGGCUCGACAACCCCAUUCAUCAUCAAAUGUGGAGCAAACUCAAACUCUGAACUGGUCAUCAAAGCCGAUGCGAGGGUUCAAGAACCUAAAGGCGGUGAGAUUGUAAGGGUUGUUCCAAGACCAAGCAUUCUGGUAAGUAUGAGCUUGGAGGAGAUGAAAGAGAUAUUUACUCAACUUCCUGAGGCUCUAAGCUUACUUGCUCUUGCGAGGACAGCAGAUGGAACCCGAGCUCGGUAUUCUAGAUUGUAUAGGACUCUGGCCAUGAAGGUUCCAGCACUAAGGGACCUCGUUGGUGAGCUCGAGAAGGGUGGAAUGCUGAAAGAUGUGAGGUCAUGA